Phyllostomus hastatus (greater spear-nosed bat) is the source of this 6256-nucleotide messenger RNA. RefSeq names its product Ral GEF with PH domain and SH3 binding motif 2 (gene RALGPS2). Gene Ontology annotation, cellular component: plasma membrane. Bases 2375 to 4123 code for a protein of 582 amino acids. NCBI's taxonomy places the organism in Eukaryota, Metazoa, Chordata, Mammalia, Chiroptera, Phyllostomidae. Gene Ontology annotation, biological process: positive regulation of GTPase activity; Ras protein signal transduction. Gene Ontology annotation, molecular function: guanyl-nucleotide exchange factor activity. The record is from RefSeq and is a predicted model, not a curated record. The transcript is spliced from 20 exons.
GGAAGGAACAUUGACUUUCUAAAGUAAUUUCCAAACUAUGCCAAAAAAGGACACCCAGAAUGAGCUUUUUCCUGUAUUUUUAACACAAAAUUAUUAAUUUUACCACAUUCAUAAAUUGGAACUUAACACAAUGCUAAAGGUUAGUAGAAGUAUUAUUUUACAGGUUAUCAACAUGAGAAACAGACCUUGAGUAAUUAUUCCAAACUUAGAAAUCCAGUAUGUAUAAGAAUUCAGUGUAUCCAUGGCCUAGCUUCCUGAGUCACGUGGCUUUUUCUCUUCGGAGUCCAAAUGAAACUUCACUGCCCUUACAGUAAACUGAAAAUUAUCGGCAGAGGGAGGAACAUAAGCUCAUUUGCUUUUAGGAAACCCCAAUUCACGUGUAAAGUAACUGUAAGACAUUUAUACAAAAUAGAAUUCCCUUUUGUUCCUCAGUUUUCCUAUUUUUUUAAGAGCAGCAAUAAUGAGGCAUACUCAAGAAACAGCCCAUUAUAAUUGUAUAUAAAUAUACGUAUAAUUAUUAUUGCUGGCACAUAGCCAACCACCUUUUCCUUAACCUCUUACUAACACUUAGGGGAAAAAAAACCCUAAUCAUGUACCCAACUUGAUAACCAGAAGAGUUUUUCCUCCAAGUGCUAAUUCUUUUUGCCCAUUGUUUCUUCAGGACUUGAAGCAUUGACAUUUAUGGGAAAACGUCUGUAUACAUAAUACAUUCCUCCCCCCCCCCUUUUUUUUACCAACUGUCUCUUUUCCUUUUUUUGUUUUUUCAGACUAUUCUCAUUUGAAAGAUGUUUGUUUUCUUUUCCUUCUUUUUGUUUCUCUACUUCUCCCAGUGAUUUCAUCCUGCUUCUUUUAAAGGCUUUCUUUAAAAAUAAAAUGCAAUAAAAAUGAAAAACUAUGAACUUUGCCUUUCCAUGUUUUUUCCUUUUCUUUUUUAACUUAUCUUGGGUGGGUAGGUGGGGGGGCGGUUAAAGAAACAAUCCUCUUUGAGAGAAGGGGGUUGACAGACAUUCCAGCUGCCCCAAGGAAAGGGCUAGGACAGGAGGCAGUCAAAAGAGGACAUAAUAGCACUCUGCAAUACACAAGUCCAAUCAGUUCUGUUUAAUGGUUACUAAAGAGAAGAAAGAAACCAAGUGGGAACAAUUGUGGUCCUUUCAUGUUUUAUACCCAACGCUAGCACACGGUAUUCCUUCCACAUGCGACUGCACAGGUCAUCAAAUCAUCACCCAUGUACAAAUGGUCUAAUGACAGCCUAUACAAAGGUGGCUCACCCAUGCAUUUAUAGUCGCUCGGCAUCAAACGGUGCUAAUUUUAAGUAGGCCACCCCAUGUAGUGCACCCUCCAAAACAACACCCUUCCACCAUUUAUACCAAAUCUGUUCCUUUUUCAUUCGCAGGAAAUAUUUAGUAUUUCAGAAUCUCAUUCGUGCAUUGAAGUGAAAAUACUGUUCACCUGCAACUCAGCAGUCUGAGACCCAGGUGUUGCCAGAUUUCUGUCAUUUGUUCAUUAAGCCCAGGGCUGUAGCUUGCACGACACUUACAAAGGCCUUCUUCUAACACUUUCCGCCGAAUCUUGGUGUGUGAGAGUACUGAUCACCAUAAUUUAUGAUCCUACGGCAGUGGGGUGGCUCUUCACUCUCGGAACCCCCUCACUGGGCCGCAGCGACUUCUAAAAACACCGCUUGCGCGGGCAGGACAUGAGAUGCGGGAGCGGAGGGUUUCCAGACUUUGUUCUCUGGCCUUGAAGGUGAGGUGCAGGAGCCGAAGCCGACAGGCGGCACAGUGGAUUUCACUGCGGAGGGCCGGUGCGGGAGGGGGGCCCCACCUGCCUGCCUUCCGAUCCCCUCCCCGCCUCCAAGUUUGGCUGGUAGCGGCCCCACCCACCAGUGGGCGCCGGCCGAGGGGCUGCGGCGCGCGCGGAGGCCGCGGGCGCCGAGCGGCCGUUGGGCUCCGCGGGCCGGUAGCGCGGCUGGCGGGGGCGCGCGCGGGGAAAGACCCCGCGGGCCGCGGCUCACGGGGCGGGCGCGAGCGUGCUCCGUUGGUGAGCGAGCGCGGCUGGGCCCCGCCCGCUCGGCGCGCGUCCCCGCAGGUCUGCUCUCCUCCCCCAGCCCGGGGCGGACGGGGUGGAUCCAGCUCACUCCCCUCCCCCGAGUGCCGCGGCGGCGGCAGGCGCUAAAUGAGAGACGCUGACUGCUCGGGUCGCCGGGCGCUAGCCUAGGCGGCGGUGGCGGCGGAGCGUGACGCCGGCGGGUCUUCCCAUCCUCCGAGGCGACGGCCGCGGCUGCACAGGAACAAUGAUGUAUGUGUGGGCUUGGACGUGAAGCAGCCAGUCCGUCGUCCGUGCCGGCAGCCUAGCGCCGGGCGGAUGUUGCGGGGAGAUGGACCUGACCAACGGGCAGGCGAGCGGUGCGAACACCGCGGCGACCGCUUCCGAGAAAAGUAGCAGUUCUGAAUCAUUAAGUGACAAGGGUUCUGAAUUGAAGAAAAGCUUUGACGCCGUGGUUUUCGAUGUUCUUAAGGUUACACCAGAAGAAUAUGCGGGUCAGAUAACGCUAAUGGAUGUCCCAGUAUUUAAAGCCAUUCAACCAGAUGAGCUUUCAAGUUGUGGAUGGAAUAAAAAAGAAAAAUACAGUUCCGCACCAAAUGCAGUUGCCUUCACACGAAGAUUUAAUCAUGUAAGCUUUUGGGUUGUCAGAGAGAUUCUUCAUGCUCAAACAUUAAAAAUUAGAGCAGAAGUUUUGAGCCACUAUAUUAAAACUGCUAAGAAACUGUACGAGUUGAAUAACCUCCACGCGCUCAUGGCAGUGGUCUCGGGCUUGCAGAGCGCCCCGAUUUUCAGGCUGACGAAGACCUGGGCGUUAUUAAGUCGAAAAGACAAAACCACCUUUGAAAAGCUAGAGUAUGUCAUGAGCAAGGAAGACAACUACAAGAGACUCCGAGACUACAUAAGCAGCUUGAAGAUGACGCCCUGCAUCCCCUACUUAGGUAUCUAUUUGUCCGACUUAACAUACAUCGACUCGGCCUACCCGUCAACUGGCAGCAUUCUAGAAAAUGAGCAAAGAUCAAAUUUGAUGAAUAACAUCCUUCGGAUAAUUUCUGAUCUGCAGCAGUCGUGUGAAUAUGACAUCCCCAUAUUGCCUCACGUACAGAAAUAUCUGAAUUCCGUUCAGUACAUAGAAGAACUGCAGAAGUUUGUGGAAGAUGAUAAUUACAAGCUCUCGUUGAAGAUAGAACCUGGAACCAGCACGCCCCGCCCUGCUGCCUCUCGGGAGGAUCUCGUAGGUCCUGAAGUGGGAUCCCCACAGAGUGGGAGGAAGAGCGUGGCCGCCGAGGGGGCCUUGCUGCCGCAGACGCUGCCCUCGCCCCGGAACCUGAUCCCGCACGGCCACAGGAAGUGCCACAGCCUGGGCUACAAUUUCAUUCACAAAAUGAACACGGCAGAGUUUAAGAGCGCCACGUUCCCGAACGCGGGGCCCAGGCACCUGCUCGACGACAGCGUCAUGGAGCCCCACGCGCCAGCCCGCGGCCAGGCUGAAAGUUCUACUCUGUCCAGUGGGAUAUCAAUAGGUAGCAGUGAUGGUUCUGAACUAAGUGAAGAGACCUCAUGGCCUGCGUUUGAGAGGAACAGAUUAUACCAUUCUCUCGGCCCGAUGACCCGAGUGGCACGAAAUGGCUAUCGAAGCCACAUGAAGGCCAGCAGCUCUGCGGACUCCGAAGACCUGGCCGUGCAUUUGUAUCCAGGGGCUGUUACUAUCCAAGGUGUUCUCAAGAGAAAAACUUUGUUAAAGGAAGGCAAGAAGCCGAAAGUGGCGUCUUGGACAAAAUACUGGGCAGCCUUGUGUGGGACGCAGCUCUUCUACUACGCUGCCAAGUCGCUCAAGGCCACCGAGAGAAAACACUUCAAGUCCACGUCGAAUAAGAACGUGUCCGUGGUGGGGUGCAUGGUGAUGAUGGCGGACGACCCGGAGCACCCCGAUCUCUUCUUGCUCACUGACUCGGAGAAAGGAAACUCAUACAAGUUUCAAGCUGGCAACAGGAUGAACGCCAUGCUGUGGUUCAAGCACCUGAGCGCCGCCUGCCAAAGUAACAAACAACAGGUUCCUACAAACUUGAUGACGUUCGAGUAAGGGCCUCAGCGAGAAGAGAGGUGAGCUGCCGCCCCCAGCGGGGACCUGCGGGGCGAGCGCCGGCUGAGGGCUGAGAACCAGCCCUGGGCCAGGAGCGCCCGGAGCUCCCGGUGCGGCCCCGGGGGUUCGCCGCCACCCUCACCGCACUAACUCCGGGGAGUGAAGCGAGACAUUCCCGGAGAACCGCCUGGACUCGCAAACAAACUGCCAUGGACCACGCCUCUGAUCUCGGGACUGACCUGUGGAAACCACUGCCUUAAAGAGUGAAAGGAGAACCACCAUGCAACACCAAAUAGUGUGUGUGAAUCUUCUGGCGGUGCUGUGCUUGGAGUAGAUCAUAAAUCGCAUUUCUUUUUAGAUCUGUUAGAUCUAAAUAGAUCUAAUUUGCUUUUCUUUUAACUUUGUACUACUUUUGGGGGAGGGGGAGUCGCCUUUUUUAGAUACACUUUAAAAAGAAAAACGUCCUCCUGAUGGGCUCCGUCGGGAGCGGGUUUCGAACCCAAGGCACAGGGGUCCUCCUGUGGGCGGGACCCUCUGCUGGCAGCGGCCCCUCAGCCCCCUCGACCCCCGCAGCAAGAGCCCAGGGACCAGAAAUGUUGUCGUGUGAGUUGCUGGGACUUUGUCUGGGACUUGGGGAGGGUUUUUGUUUGGUUUUGGAUGAGGGAAGAUAUUUUUAAACACUAAACUUCUGAAACUGAGUACUGUAUGGGGAGCACGACUUCCUGCAGGAGGCACAAAGGCUGAGUGUUCGCACGCCAGGCGUUUCUUUCCAGUGGGCUCCGGGAAGCACGGCUGCUCUCCCCUGGCUGCGCGCUCAGCCCUCUGUGCGAGUUGCUUGUCGGACCCCAGGUCGCCUGGGGGAGAGUGGGGCCCCUGAGGCGUGGCAGGAAUGACAUGGUCCAGCUCAGCUGUAUUAUCUCGUCUGCCAGUCACGGGGGAUUUUUUUUUUAUCAUCAAGGUGAUAAAUUGCUGUUUCCUUUUACAUCAUUUUUUGUGCACAAUGCCAGUGUUUUUGUUGUUUUUGUUCAAUGUGAGAUUCAGGAUCACAUUUGUUUAAGAGAGAUUCCGCAUAUGUAUGUAUUUUAUUAUAAGACGUACAAAAUAAUUUUAAAAGAGAAAAGAUUGAGUUUCUGGGAAUUUAAAAUAUCCAAACUCUUCUUCUUAUACAAUUUCCCUUUAUUACAAAAUGAUUUCCUGACCAAGAAAAAAAAAAUAUAUAUACACACACACACAUAUAUAUAUAUAUAUAUCCCUGCCAUUUCUGCCAUGAAACCCUAUUUUGUCAGUAGUUGAGCAAGAAGUUUUGUGAGGGCUCUUCUAUGCAAUAAUGCAUCUAAUAUCCAAAGUAGAUACUGAAUUACAAGAAACAAAGAUGGAAGGUAAGAAGCCUUAGUUAGAGCUUUAACAGACAAUGGCAUUUGAACAAAGGCUGUGUGUUGGGCGUUGUAAAUGCAUGAAGUGUCGUGAGUUCAGCUCUGGUCCAGGGUCACGUGCAUUCCGACUGGCAUUGUCUGGUAGGCCCCUGCUCCUUGAGGCUUCACAUAGAACCCCUCACACUGGCAUUCGUAGAAAAUGCUCCACUUUUUUGUCUUAAGUAUUUCACUCUCGAAUCCAUGACAUUUAAAUAGAAAAUAUUGCCCACAAAUCUAAUAAUUAGCUACAAAUCUAUCCAAGGGAAGUAGAAGAGCUUUCUCCUGAGUGCUGAGUUUUUCUAAAAUUUAGAUUUCUGUUUCGAAAGGAUGUUGACAGUUCAGGUAUUUUUCUCAUGCGGUGCGGUUGGAAAUGCCAUUAUUUCUGGUUUUGCGGGGAAUGACGUGGGCGGGGGGUGGGAGCGCAGUGUUGCCUGUGCUGAGGGGCUUUUCGGUGACUGACCCCGAGCCCAGCCCCCGCCGGGGACACGGAGCGACGCCCCCUGCGGAGCCGGCAGUAUUACUGUGCAGACCUUGCACAGCUUGUUUUUGGUUUGCUUUUUUUUUUUUUUUAAUUUUCUUAAUUUGUUUAUUUCUUUUCAGAAACAAGUAUUUUUAACUGUGUACAUGCUUUUUAAAAAAUAUUGUGGAUGAGAGCCCUGUGGAUUUUUUGUUAUUAUUGUGUUUGUUUGUCGUCCAUAAGCUAAAGUAGAUGCGCCGUAGG